UCCGUACUUGGCACAUUUGAUUUGUCGUGAAUAUCUCAUUAUCUGGUCCCUUUUUCUCGAUAUAGCUCGUAUUUGUGGAUGAAACUGGCAGAUCAUCCUGUCUGCUCGCGCGGUUGACACCCUUGACACUUCAUCUUGGCGCGAAACCUCGUUCCCGCAAUGUCACCUUCCCGAACCGUCCUCAGCUCCAUGCCUUGGAAGUUCAUCAACACCAAGAAGAAGAAAUAACGACUGGUCUAUCCGUCCGUUAAGAGCCAUGCAUCGGUCGCCUAUCCAUCUCUCUUCACCUUCAGCGAUACAUCGCUGCAUGUCAGGAAGAUGCGAUCCUCAGCCAUCUUCCUCACAGCCAUCCACCUUUACGGUGUGUAUGCGCUGAGCCGCCGCGAUGAGAUCCUGGAACAGGCAGCCGCGAAGGCAGCGAACCAGUAUAUUAUCGAAUACAAGACGAGCGAACUCGCCGCCCGCGAUGUAGAGGCAUCGCUCACCUCACUCGAAGGCAUCGCGAUCCGCAGCUCUUUCGAUAGCCCCAUCUUCCGCGGCGCUAGCGUGGAGGUCGUAGACGGACUCGACGCCAAGGGUCUCGCGGCGCUGCCGAAUGUUGCGCGUGUGUGGCGGAAUGAGAUCGUCGCAGUCGAGGAGGCCACGCCGGGCGAGUUCUUCCCCGACGAUGCCGCUGCGGUCAAGUACGACGUCUACUCGGCGACCGGGGUAGACAGGCUUCAUACGGAAGGUGUCUUUGGUCAAGGUGUCAAGGUCGGCGUUAUUGACACUGGUGUUGCGUACAUGCACCCUGCGCUCGGCGGCGGCUUUGGCCCUGGCUUCAAGGUUGCUGGAGGCUGGGAUUUUGUUGGUAAUGGAGCAUUCCCGUCGGACCCAAAGAAGCCUGACGCCGACCCAGACGACCAGAGAGGCCAUGGAACCCACGUCGCCGGCAUUGUAGCCGGUGCAGGUAAUGCCUGGACCGGUGUCGCCCCUAACGCUACCAUCUACGCCUACAAGGUCAUGGGCACACUGGACGUGACCGACACGGAGACACUGAUCGAAGCCCUUCUGCGGGCCUUUGACGACGGCAUGGACGUCAUCACCAUCAGCAUUUCGACCCCAGCCGGCGGUGGCUUUGCAGAUAUUGCCUGGGCCGAGGUGGCAUCUCGGAUCGUGGAGCAAGGGACCGUGGUCACCAUGUCUGCCGACAACAAGGGUGACAGGGGCUUAUUCUGGAUCGGUGAUGGGGCUUCGGGUCGUAAUGUGAUUGCCGUGGCCUCGGUCGAUGCCAACUCGAGCGCAUCGGCCCCCUUCGCUCUUGACUUUCACGCAGCGGACGGGACCAAGACGGGUGUUGUCGCAGGAUACAUUGCUGCCCCCAAAUACUGGCCAUCUACCAUCCGCGACUGGCCAGUGAUCCCAAUGAACUUCAACACCAGCGACCCUGCAGACGGAUGCCAACCGUACCCCGCCGGCACGCGGAAUCUUACAAACACAAUCCCCCUGAUCCGUCGCGGAACCUGCAGAUUUGAAGUCAAGCUUGGCUACCUCGGCGCCCUGGGUGCUCAAUAUGUCAUGAUCUACAACAACGACGACCCACUCAUCGACCCGACCACCGACAACGCCAAGGAGAGCAUGGGACUGGUCACCGCCGAGACCGGCAAAGCCAUCAUCGAAGUCGUGCAGGCCGGAGGCAACGUAACCGCCAGCUUCACGCUCGACCCCGAAUCCCCCGUGGGCAUGCCGAACCCGUCCGGAGGCCGCCCCAGCACCUUCACCUCGUGGGGGCCCCUGUACGACCUGACGCCGAAGCCCGAGAUCGCCGCGCCCGGCGGGCUCAUCUUCAGCACGUACCUCAACGGCAGCUACCUGCAGAUGAGCGGCACCAGCAUGGCGACCCCGUACGUCGCGGCCACCGCGGCGCUGUACAUUGGCGUCUACGGCGGCGGGGACAGGUCGAGCCGCCCGGCCGGGUUCGCGGCCCAGGUGCGCAGGAGGAUCAUCACGAGCGGUGUGGCGCUGCCCUGGUCUGACGGCAGCGAUACGGACUUUGGCAUGGCAGCGAGCGUGGCGCAGGUGGGCAACGGCCUGGUCAAUGCCUACAAGGUCGUCAAGUACGACACGGUGGUCGACUCGGAGCCCUUGGCUCUCAAUGAUACUGCCAACUUCCAGGGGGAGCAGAGUAUUGUCGUGCGGAAUGGUGGGAGCUCCGCCGUGACGUAUACCGCCUCUGUUUCUGCAGCCGGGGGUUUUGAGAUGUUUAAUGCCCAGGGCCAGGUGAAGAAGUUUACCGAGAUCAGCCCUCUUGCUAUGGAGGUUGACGCUCAGGUGCCUGAACCUUUUGUGCUUCAGGCUGGGGAGGAAAAGACGAUCAGUAUAACAUUCGCCAAUCCGUCCAACAAGGGAUGGAACGCACAAUCUCUGCCCGUAUACAACGGCAAGGUUUUGAUCUCGGGCAGCAACGGCGAACAGCUUUCUGUUCCAUACCUUGGCAUGGCCUCAGACCUCAAAGCCGAGAUGGACCCUAUCUGGGCGACUGGCUACCCCUAUUCCAAGUCGGGCACGGGGUUUGUAGAUAUCAAAGACAAGGCGUACUACACCUUCAACCUAAGCCGCACCACCCAGGACUUCCCCAAGAUCUACACCAGCCUUCGGUACGGAUCCGAUCAAGUGCGGUGGGAUAUCUUCGAGGCUGGGUGGACCGAAACCAGCUGGAAGUGGCCCCUCGUCCCCAGCACGGGUGGCUACAUCGGCCCUGUUGCCGAAUGGACGCAGGACGCCAACUACGUCCCGGGACGGCACAAUGCAAGCCUCGUCUCGCCGCUUCCGCGGCCCGCUGGUGACCGCCACGCGGCUGGCCAGUUCUUUUGGCUCGGGAGGCUGGGCCACAAUGGAUCUCAGAUCGCCCCGGGCAACUACACUAUGCGCUUUGCCGCCCUCAGACCAUUUGGGGACCCGGCAAAGUCCGAGUCGUGGAGCUUGUUCAACACGCCCGAGAUACAGGUGCGGCCGUGUCCUGGGUGUGUUGAUUUGCCCUAAUCGAGUAGGAAGUUGUAUGAUUUAUAUCUUAGUCGUUGAUGUUUCAGACACAUGAAAGAAGCAGCAUAUACAUUCUUGUUUCCUCUCUUACUAUUUAUUUCAGUUCAGUUUGCAACAUAUUUAGACCAAAGUGCACAAAUAUCACAUAUUUGACACCCUGUUUCCUUAUUCGUUGUUUCCUCUCGCCGCAUCCUCGGUAUACCACCGCAACUAAUUCUUGCAGCUGCUAUUUACAUUUGUGAGAAUUGAAUAUAAUUUGAAACAAAAUAACCCGAACGCCAUCAAAACGCCUGACGCUUCAACCAACUAUACCGAAAUCUGGGAAUAUGUUGCCUUACACCUUAAUUGUAACACCACGGUAGAAAGACCUAGAUAAAACGCAUCUGUCGGGGAGAGUCACCUACGUUCAAGGCGCCGUGUUCCAUAAAUAGCCCGGCCAUAUCUGUUUUUCCCCGUCUCAAAGACUCGAUAAGAGGUUUCCGUCCAUCACAAUCAGCCGCGUUUGCGUCGGCGCCGUUCUCGAGAAGCAUUUUGACCAUGCCAAUCAUGUCAUGAUCUAGAGCCUCGAUAAGAGCCGUCCGUCCCCGAGAAUUAGCCGCGUUUACGUCGGCGCCGUUCUGGAUAAGUACUUUGACUACUUCAAUAAGGCCGCGGUAUAAAGCCAUGAAGAGAAGCGUUUCUCCGGAAGAAUUAGCCGCGUUUAUGUCAGCGCCGUUGUCGAUAAGUACUUUGAUCAUUUCAGUAUGUUCGUUGAAUACAGCCACGAAGAGAGGCCUUUCGCCCAAAGAAUUAGCCGCGUUUACGUUGGCACCGCGGUCGAGAAGCAGUUGGGCUACGCCGACAUGGCCAUACAUAGCUGCACAUGUCAAUGCUUGCAACCCUCUGCCUUUGCCCCAAAAUUUACGAUCGAUCUGUUCGGCCGUACAGAAGAUGUCGAGCAGUUUUUCAAGCCCUGCUCUGAUCAGAUAAUAAAGAACUCCCUUUUGGUGAGAGAAGGAGAAUCCAUGAUGAAAAGUACUAGAACUAGACCAUUCUUCAUAAUCCGAAAUAUUUAGCGAGACAUGCUUUGGAAAUUGGCUCGCCGUAUCCUUUUGGCGAUAACGUCUGGUCAAUGCCUGGAGAAACUUGGUGCUUCCCAUCGCGAGCGUGGCAAAACUCAGGGCUCCAUAUCUCUCUUUCUCUACCUUGAAGCAGGACCGGGCUUCUGAUAGAAGGUAGCUUAAGUUGACUGAUGGCUUAUCUCGGCGUUUGUGUUCUUCGUUUUGCUGAUGACUUUGGAUCAAUGCCUGGACAGCCUCAGUGCUUUUCGUAGCGAGCGCAGCAAAGAUCGGGGGUCCGUAUCUCUCUGCCUCUACGUUGAAGCAGGAAUUGGAUUCUGGUAGAAUUUCGAUUAGGCUGUAUAGAUUGCGUUCCGCUAAAAUGUAGCAGAAGCUGACUGAUGGCUUAUAUUGAAUGUCUUUGUCUGGGUAUAGGAGGUUGUGGUGGAUUACCCAGUCGAAAAGGGAGAAAUCUUGCAGAAAACCUUUCUGACUUGAGCCGUGCUUCUCAGCCCUAUUAGCGUGAAAUAGAAUGUUCUCAUUUGUAUACUCCAGGAAAGGGAAUCUAUCGCGCAAGGAGUAAAAGAAAUCAGGUUCUUUCGGCCAGUGGCGCUUGAGCUUUGAGGCAGAAAGACUAGCGGUAACAAGUUCGCUUGUCAUGUAUGCUAGACAGGCUUGCUUUAGCACCUGGUGGCUUUGCCUUUCGAGGCUCGCUCCAGUAACUGGCCAGACUUUUUGGAGACCAUUUUCCUUUAGUAAAACCUCUCGAACGGACUCGUGGAUGAACUGAAUUGUAGGAUGCUCGGACUUGGUCAACUCGGCCAGUCCCUUCGAGGUAUCGAGCACAAACUUGGCGAUUUCGUCGUCUGUGAUAUCUCCCGCAUGGUAGUCGGCUAGGUUUUCUGGCUUACUCGCGGAAAUGAUAGCGAGGUAGAGCUCCAUCGGCUUAAGAGGCCGCCUCGCGAAGAGAACCCAUUGUAUACAUAACAGAAGAUUCGGCGUGUUGAUAGUAUCCCGAGAAAGCAUAUCGCGGAAUAAUGUGUCAAGAUCGUCAGGUAUGUCGGCAAGCCGUUUGCGGAGGCCGCGGAGACCAGUAGUAUCGUAUGCCUUGUUUAGUAUGUUAACCACAAGAACGACCCACAUGAACACACCCGACGCCUUUUUAAGGAGGUCAGACCGGAUUUCCCCCAGAGCACUUUCAUUGCGAAUACAUAAGGUACUGUCGAUGUAGUCCGCAAUGUCUCGCUGAUGCUCCACCUUAUCCUCGAGGACGAUGCUACGUCCUUUCAUGAUAGUAAUAUUCGGGUAGUGUCUACUAGCUAGGCAGAUGUUGAGCUUUUUGCCAAUUUCGCAAAGGCCACUUAAACAUGCGAUCAUAUCUCGGACUUCCUGCUCUUUGCAUUCAUCUAGAGCAUCGAUGAAGCAAAUGACAGGGAUUUUACCGAGGGCCUCAACGGUUUCCGAGAAGAGUCCUUUAGCUGAGUUGACAUUCCAUUUGAUGCUGCUGCGGUAUUUGUCUAAAACAGACAAGAGGGCUGGGUAUAACUCAAGAAGUUGCACCACCAAUGAUCGGUAGAGACCGAGGGUGUUCUUCUCCAUGGUAUCGCCUCUUGCGUUGAAAAAGAAGGAGAUCACUUUAGGCCCCCUUUUAUUUCGUCGUGUAUAUUCCAACAAGAACUUCAUCAUCGUUGACUUCCCAGCUCCAGGUUUUCCUUUUAUCCAUAGGAAGUUGCCAGCGUCGCCCGAUUCUUGGUUUCUCAUCCAUUCGCAGUACGCUUCGUCCUGUAGGAACCAUUUGCAGGUUUUGGGAUAUUCUUUCUGAAUGGUCAGCUGGCGCGAGUCCAUCUGAUCGAAUUGCAGCGUCUUGAGAAGUGCUUGUCGGUGUUUGUGCUUCUUCUCGAGUUCCUUGCGCUUCCUCUCGAGUUCCUUGCGCUUCUUCUCGAGUUCCUUGCGCUUCUUCUCGAGUUCCUCGCGCUUUCGGUCGGCCUCGGCCUCGCGC
This is a messenger RNA of Pyricularia grisea, 6057 nucleotides long. RefSeq lists its product as uncharacterized. Gene Ontology annotation, biological process: proteolysis. Gene Ontology annotation, cellular component: cytosol; membrane; cell wall. The transcript is spliced from 7 exons. Gene Ontology annotation, molecular function: tripeptidyl-peptidase activity; serine-type endopeptidase activity. The coding region runs from base 319 to 3021 and encodes 900 amino acids. Lineage: Eukaryota; Fungi; Ascomycota; Sordariomycetes; Magnaporthales; Pyriculariaceae. The record is from RefSeq and is a predicted model, not a curated record.